Molecule: messenger RNA, 4541 nt
Organism: Hemiscyllium ocellatum (epaulette shark)
Lineage: Eukaryota; Metazoa; Chordata; Chondrichthyes; Orectolobiformes; Hemiscylliidae
Gene: cntrob
Product: centrobin, centrosomal BRCA2 interacting protein
Exons: 20
Coding region: 165-3905 (1246 amino acids)
Biological process (GO): mitotic cytokinetic process; centriole replication; centrosome separation
Cellular component (GO): centriole; centrosome
Source: RefSeq, a predicted model, not a curated record
GCGGGCGAGCAGGCGCGCGGUUGCUAUGGCGGUUGGGAACGCGGGAAGGCCGAGGCGUCCCCGCCCCCUCCCCCCUCCCACACCCCCUGGGAAACCCCGAGGGGGGCACACACGGAGACAGGGAGGGUGAGGGAGACAGGUUGGGAUCCUGAGGCCGCUGUACGAUGCAGAUGGAUUCCCGCCUGGCUCCGAGAGGGCAGCGCCGCCGGAUGGACUCUCUGAUUCGAGCCGAGGAUCUGAUGAGCGACGUGGAGUUCCUGCCACCGUCCGCCCCCAGCUCUACCCCGCCCAGCCCGCACCUCACCUCGGCCGCCGACGAGUCCCGAAUCGGACUCUCCGCUGCCUCCGUCGCGGCCCGCUCCCUGCCCGGCAGCCCCCAUGCCAGCUUCGCCGCCGCCACCACCUCCACCUCCUCGGAGAUGCCGGCCAGGCUGCACUCCUCGCUGGGAACUGCCCGCUCGUCCUCUCCCCCUUCUUCCUCCGUAGGCGCCCCCUCCUCUCGCUCCAGAGAGACAUUGCAGCGGGGAGGUGGGACUGAUUUGGCGUGCUCAGGACUACCCUGGCAGCCUGACCCUGUGCUCAGGCUGACUGCCAGUAGCCAGACCGGGCUAGGCCACCUGCAUGAGGUGGCAGGGCCGGGCACCCACGAAACCGCCACCUCCCGUCGACCCAAGUCUGUCCAGUUUUCCGACGAGGCCCCUAGGCCGAUGGCAUCCCCUGGUCUGGAAGAACCGGCCAUGCAAGCGGUCCAGCAACUCUCCAAAAGGGCAGAAAGCAGCGACGGGACAAAGGGUGGAUCCAGGCACAUCUCGGAGAUGGAGUCAGUCCGCUCCCAUCUGCAGAACAUGUUGAAACUCUCCCAGGAGCUCACCUGCAGUGUAAGCCCCAGUUCCCCAAUGCCGAAGGGGAUUGACGACCAGCGAGAUGACGAUUCUUUUGAGAGUGACUGCACCAGUGCCUUACUCAGUGCCAAACCAUACCAGGAGAUUUCUGUCUCCCCGCCCUUACCCCUCCUGGGAUUGGAUGACGCUGCUCUCUUCCCUCGAUAUUCCCGGGUGCGGCUGGGUACGGGAGAGGGACUGGUGGCUGAAUCCUCCCUCUAUGAGAAUCAGAUUCUGAAAGACACCCUCGAUAAAGAGCGCACCAGGAGAAAACACUGCGAGAAACAGAUUCAGAGUCUUCAGAACAAAAUCCUGGAGCUCCAGCAGCAACUGGCUGUGGCGGUGUCAGCUGAUCGGAAGAAAGACAUUAUGAUCGAGCAGCUGGAUAAGACACUGGUGAAGGUGGUGGAUGGUUGGAAGAAACACGAUUCAGAGAAAUCGGAAGCCAUGAGGCAACUGCAGGAGGAUCGCGAGGCGGCAGAGAAGGGGCGCAGCAAGCAGCAACAGGCCAUGUUCAACUUGGAACAGCGUUUAUCUCAAGCAAACCAAACCAUGAUGAAGGAGCAACAAGAAAGGGGUCUGCUGGAGGAGGAGCGGGGCAUGUUGGAGGAGCAGAACCAGAAGCUGCAGAAGGCUCUGGAAGUGGAGCAGCAGCUCUGCCUGAGGCUUCGGGGUGAGUACGAGGCGGCAGAGAGCAGCAGGCAGCAUGAGUGGAAACAAGCCGAGGCAUUGCGCACCAAGCUUGCGGAGGAACGGGAGGCGAGCAGCCAACGCGAGAAGCAACUGGAGCAGAGGAUCACACAGCAGGAAGAAGAGCUUCAGAAGCAGCUGGAAAAAGAGAAGGCAAAUGCUCAACGUGAGACUCAGCGAGCACAAGACGCACAGCAAAUCCUUGGAGCUGUCCAAACAGAGCUGCAGAGAGUGGAAAUUGAGCUGGACACCGCAAAACGUGACAAGGAAAAUCUGGAGAUGGAGCUCAGCCUGGUCAAGGCACGCUCUGAAUCGCAGCGGGUCAAGAGCGAGACAGAGUUUAAGAUGGCCCUGGAACAGCAGGUGACUGAGCGCCUGGCAGCCGUGCAUGAAGACAGCACCCGGCAGACGGCCGCUGUGCGGGAGCAGCUCAGGAAACAGAUCAUGGAAAUGGCUACACAACAUGAGGUCGAGAUGGGUAAGCAGCUAGCUGAGUUCAAAUUGGAACUGCAGGAGCGAGAGGAGAGGCACCGUGGCGUGGCUGAGGGGUAUGAGAUCAGGCUGGCGAAGGUGCAGGAGGAGAUGGGCAGACUCCUCACCGCUAAGAGGAAGCUGGAGGUGCAGCGAGGUGAGAUGGUGAUCAAGUUGCAGAGCAUGAUGCAGGCACACUGGAACGAAGCACUGAAAGUGCUGAUGUCUGAAGGCUCGCCCCCAGGCCUCCAGAGAUUCUCGCAGCAACCUGCCCUUCAUCACGACCAAGUGCCUGUUUAUACGGAACUUAACCGCACAACAUCGGCCUCGGAAGCCAUCAACAACUUGGAUCUCUCAUCUUCCUCUACAGUGCCUUACCCUGUCCCAACCUCAGACACUGACUGGCUGAAGCAUUCCUCCGAAAGCAGGGACACUCAUGCGUCUGGCGCCCAAGUGCACAAGAAUCUGGUCAAACUGCAGCACUCUGCCUGUGUCAGCCAAAGGGAGGAAUCCCAUUUCUCCACGCUGGCUCCAGAUUGCAAGUUUCAGGGAGACAGGAUUGAGGGCGGACGACCCUCCUACACUAACCGAGAGGCUUGUGUAUUCGUGGAUAAUUCCACAUUGGAUGUUCAUAGCUUCCACGGUUCCUUUCCUCAGGGCGUUCCCUUGCAGCCCGUGGUACAGGCUCCCUCUCACCAACUGGCAGCCAAAGACCCGGAGUCUAAACCGUGUCCCAACAACCUCAGCAGACAUCGUACGCUGGCUUCAACAGCUGCCGAAACUCUGAAGCCCCUGAUGAAAGGGGGGGGUUACCCGCAGCAGGGUGGCCCCCCGCACUGUGGUGACCAGCCACCACUGUCUGGGAACUUGUGUUUCUCUGAGCAGAGCCAGAAUCAGUCAGUGAUGCUCCCUCUGCUGCCCUACCAUCCAUCAAUGGAAGACCUCAGCCAAUUGUUAAAUUACAGCUUCCUCAGUCACGGCAGCUUCCAGCCUCUGGAGCCACAGGUGGAUGAGACCAUGGUGACAGCCUCUGGGGCCCAUCCAGACGAGCUGGCUGAGCACCCAUUCACUGACGACGCUGAUGACAGCAGACUAACCCACGAUCAGCUGGCCAGCGAGGGUGGAACCACCAAGAACAGCAGCUUUGAGUCAUCAGGUGGACAGUCCUCCUCCCAGGAGCAGAACUCCCAAAGCAGCGAGCUCCAAUAUUACAUCCAGAUGCUAUUAGACCGGUCGCCCGGGGAUCCGGUGGAAACUGGUGCAGAACCCGAGAAGCCUAAUGUAGUUCAGGAUGAUGUGGUGUCCCAGCAAGGAGGAUCUCAGGUCUUGCGCGAUUGCCCCACUGUCUGGGAGAGUGCCAAGCCCCAGCCGAUGAGGCAGUUCCUGGCAGGGCAGAGCAGCAAGCCUUCCAGCAAGGCCGUGCAGAAAGUGAAAGUUGACCCCUCAGAGGCUGUCCCUUUGCAGCGGGCGCUCGGAUCCCGAAGUCCUCAGAAAUCAGGAUCUUCAGGUGGAGUGCUGUCUCCCAAGCAGAUUGGAGAGCUAUCACGACUGCUAAGCAUGCACCACAUCGCCUCCAACCGACCAGCUCCAGCUAUGGAGGAGCUCUUCACCUACCUGAGGGGCAUCCAGCACGACAGCCCGGAUGGUUCAGAGGCGGUAGCUGCAUCUGCUCGAAGAAACUUGGAUCAGAAAUUAAACCUCAUGGUCAAAACAGAGGGCUCAUCUGUGCAGAACAGCCAAAGACGGUUCGUGGCAAACAAGACAGCGACGGAAAAGAGCUCCAAUUCAAGCAAACCGGGGAAGAAACCUAUGCAGAACAGCCAAUCAGGCAGCAAAGGAGUUAAAACAACAGUCUGGAGAUGAGUUGAGGCAAAGCUAAUUUCUGACACCAGGGAAUAAUUCCAGUGAUCAAUGAAUCCCAAUGCUCUGAUCUGGUCAUUGUAGCCCAUUUGUCCAAGCUGGAGAUUGUGGGGGAACUGAUUGGCAAGACAAUUGGAUCAAGUUUCUCCUUGUGCCUAAUUUUGCAGUAAUCUUGAAGGAUUGGCAUGUGAUUUUCAAUGCUGGCAUGCACUGAGUGAUCAAUGUACCAAGCUCAUGAUGUUCGUUCUGUGUCAUCUGGUAAAGGUACCAUAUAAUAGCAACAGCAAAACCUAACAGCAGGUGGCUGCUGAAUUGUUAAAGGGAGAUUCUGAAGGUGGGGCAUGCUACAGUCUGAAGCACGUCGAUAAGAAUGUCUACAGGGAUCUAUAUGCUGCAAGUAACCAGUAUUAUACCUCCUGUCCCAAAUAUAAGUAAUGGUAUGUGUCUCCAGGAUAUCUGAAUGGAAUUGUAGUCCAUUGAGAUAGAAAGGGUUGGAUUUUUCAGUUCAUAACUUACUCCAGGAAUUCAUUGUUCCAAUUACUCUCUGGCAAUUAUUCUAUGUUGCAGUGUAUUAUGUGAUUGGGCUGUGAAUGCUAUGAAUUAUGUUUAGAUUAACCUCCAAAUAUUUUUAAAGACCUU